AUGAAGUUCCAUGUCUUCGUAUUUGUUGGUGUUGUUCACUUUUUACCCCUGAACUCUGGGAAAGCUGUCUAUGGGAAUGGCAUCUCUCAGAGGACUUUUCAAGAAAUAAAAGAAGAAAUAGCCCGCUAUGGAGAUGUUGCUAAAGCGAUCAUCAACCUUGCUGUUUAUGGGAAAGCCCGGAACAGAUCCUAUGAGCGAUUGGCACUUCUGGUUGACACUGUUGGACCCAGGCUCAGUGGUUCCAAGAGCCUAGAAAAAGCCAUCCAAAUCAUGCACCAAAACCUGCAGGAAGAUGGGCUGGAGAAUGUCCACCUGGAGCCUGUCAAAAUACCCCACUGGGAAAGGGGAGAAGAAUCUGCUGUGAUGCUGGAGCCGAGAAUUCACAAGAUGGCAGUUUUGGGUCUUGGCAGCAGCAUUGGGACGCCCCCAGAAGGCAUUACAGCAGAAGUUCUGGUGGUGACCUCUUUCGACGAACUGCAGAGAAGGGCCCCAGAAGCAAGAGGGAAGAUUGUCGUUUACAAUCAACCUUACACCAACUACUCGAGGGCAGUGCAAUACCGCGUCCAGGGGGCGGUGGAAGCUGCCAAAGUGGGGGCUUUGGCAUCCCUCAUUCGAUCGGUGGCUUCCUUCUCCAUCUACAGCCCUCACACAGGUAUUCAGGAAUACCAGGAUGGUGUGCCAAAGAUCCCAACAGCUUGUAUUACGGUGGAAGAUGCAGAGAUGAUGUCAAGAAUGGCUUCUCGUGGGAGCAGAAUUGUCAUUCAGCUGAAGAUGGGGGCAAAGAACUACCCAGAUGCUGAUUCCUUCAACACCGUAGCAGAGAUCAUCGGUAGCAAGUAUCCGGAGCAGGUUGUACUGGUCAGUGGACAUCUGGACAGCUGGGAUGUUGGGCAGGGUGCGAUGGAUGAUGGUGGAGGAGCCUUUAUAUCAUGGGAAGCACUCUCGCUUAUUAAAGAUCUUGGGCUGCGUCCAAAGAGGACUCUGCGUUUGGUGCUCUGGACUGCAGAGGAGCAAGGUGGAAUCGGUGCCUUGCAGUAUUACCAAUUACACAAGGCAAAUAUUUCCAACUACAGCCUCGUGAUGGAGUCUGACCUGGGGACCUUCUUACCCUCUGGGCUGCAGUUCACUGGCAGUGACAAGGCCAGGGCCAUCGUGGAGGAGGUCAUGUGCCUGCUGGAGCCCAUCAAUGUCACACAGGUCUUUAGAGCUGGAGAAGGGACAGACAUUAACUUCUGGAUCCAAGCCGGAGUACCUGGAGCGUCGUUCCCCAGGUAUGGAGAGGACUGCCGAAAGGCCUUUACAAGGAGUCAGGCUGGCUCAGGAGCCAGUCUACUUGAUGACCUGUAUAAAUAUUUCUCCUUCCAUCACUCCCAUGGAGACACCAUGACUGUCAUGGAUCCAAAGCAGAUGAAUGUUGCUGCUGCUGUUUGGGCUGUUGUCUCUUAUGUCAUUGCAGACAUGGAAGAAAUGCUGCCCAGGUCUUAGCAAGAGCAAGAGAGAAGGCACUUUUGUCCUUUCUGGCCAGGAAUCCUGGGUCUGCAGCUUCAAGGAGCCCCGCUUCACCUAACAAUUUUAUGUGAUCAUUUACAAAGCACAACACUUUUUCAUACUUUCUGAUAUCAUGUUUCUUGAUACUUUCCAAAUUCUCUGUUCCUAGUGUAAGGAAUAAGCCCCACCCCCACAAAGAAUCAGCCAAUGGUAGGGAUCACAGUGAGGGAAUUUCUUUAUACCACAUAUUAAAAAUACUGUUUCUACUUUGAAAGUAAAUACUGGAUAAAGCUUUGGAAGACCUCUGGCUUUUAUGCAUGUAUUUACGAACAUUAAUUACAGUGACCAAUAUUUUGUUAAGUUAUUCACUGAAGGAGUAGAGGAGCACACAAUUGUAGUACAGUCUUAACUGAAUGUAUGGAGGCAUCUGGCUUUCUAAUUUGUACAUUUUUAUAUUAUUAGAAUUUUUUAAUGAGGUUAAAGUUUUUUUAAUUCACAGAAAGAAGUCACCAUUUGGGGAAAAAAUCAAGUAUGUAAAAUCCAGUUGCCUUAUUAAAGAUCUGUCACCAAACAAAUGAUAAUACUAUAUUACAUUUAUGUUUUAUAUAUUUCACAUAAUAUAUCUAUGAAGUUGGGGCUUAUUCACAUUUUGCUGAUAACAAGUUGGAGGCUCAGAGAAGCUAAAUCAUAUUCACAGAGCAAAACACUGAUCCCCUUCUACUCUGGGAAUAAUCUCUACUAUUCUUACACACACACUGUCCAGUAUUCAAUUUAAAAAAUUACAAGACACACCCAAAAAUGCAAGAAAAACUCAUUGUCAAGAGUUAAAGCAAUUAAGAAAACCAGACAAUAGAGAUAACUCAGAUGUUGGAAUAUCAGAGAGGAACUUUAACAUAACUGUGAUUAAUAGGUUACAUUCAAGUGGGAAAAUGGGUCUAUAUACAUGAACAGGAGAAUUUCAACAGAAAGAUGAAAACUAUAAAAUGGAAUCAAAUGCAAAUACUAAAAUAAAAAAUACAACAUCA
Messenger RNA from Delphinapterus leucas (beluga whale), 2513 nucleotides. RefSeq names its product carboxypeptidase Q (gene CPQ). Lineage: Eukaryota; Metazoa; Chordata; Mammalia; Artiodactyla; Monodontidae. Gene Ontology annotation, biological process: thyroid hormone generation; proteolysis; peptide catabolic process. The record is from RefSeq and is a predicted model, not a curated record. Gene Ontology annotation, molecular function: metallodipeptidase activity.